Molecule: messenger RNA, 924 nt
Organism: Closterium sp. Naga37s-1
Lineage: Eukaryota; Viridiplantae; Streptophyta; Zygnematophyceae; Desmidiales; Closteriaceae
Source: the annotation of a GenBank genome assembly
AUGCAUGUUCGGAUUUGGGCCUUCCAGCUCCGAGGUGACACGCCCUUAGCUGAAAUCCCCUCCUCAUCGCCCUCUCAGCAGCCGCUCGCUCAAACGGCGUCCUGCACUCCGGCUUCUUCCUCUUCUCCCUACUGCAGGCUUCUUCCUCUUCUCCUCACUGCAGUGCUGCUCCGCUCUUCCCUUCCACUCCACCCCUCCAACCCCCCAUCAGGCUGCAGGUCCCCUCACCAUACGUCUGCUGCCAUGCCUUCUGCUGCAGCGGCUGUUCAGUGCUCGUUCGCAUUCAACCAAUUACUUCCCGUUUCUCCCUUUUCUUGCUGUCCCCAUCCCCUCCACCUACCCCCUCCCCCUCUCCCCUCCCUUCCCUCCCCUCCCUCCCCUUCUCCCCCCUCCCAGGCUCCUCCCCAUCCUCCUCUCCACCGCCCUCUGCUGCCUCUUCUCCUUCUCUCUCCUCCUCUCCUUCCAAGCCUUUGCCUUCACCCAACUAAGCCCCUUUUCUCUUCCGUUGCUUCUGCCCCCCCGCCCUCCCCCCUUCCCCCCCGCCCCUUCUUCCCCCCAUUCCCCCUCCCAGGCUCCUCCCCAUCCUCCUCUCCACCGCCCUCUGCUGCCUCCUCUCCUUCUCCCUCCUCCUUUCUUUCCAAUUCUUCGCCUUCACCCAGUUCUGCCGCCCUGCUGCUGCUACCAGUACGUCCCAAGACGUUCCCCCCUGGUGCUUGGACUCUGUUCCCUACAUCUACGGCUAUGUGCAGCGCAAGUACUGGUGAGGGGGUUAUGUGCAACAUUUGCUUUCUCUCACCUUCUGCUGCCCUGCUAGCACCAAAACCCCUCAAGACGUUCCCUCCUCCGUUCUCAGUAGUCUCAAAUUUGAAAGUUGAAGGGAGAUCCCUCCUCAUCUACGGCUACGUGCAGCGCAAGUACUGGUGA